Anopheles arabiensis is the source of this 8173-nucleotide messenger RNA. RefSeq names its product heterogeneous nuclear ribonucleoprotein 27C (gene Hrb27C). The record is from RefSeq and is a predicted model, not a curated record. Lineage: Eukaryota; Metazoa; Arthropoda; Insecta; Diptera; Culicidae. Gene Ontology annotation, molecular function: RNA binding. The transcript is spliced from 2 exons. The coding region runs from base 492 to 1730 and encodes 412 amino acids.
AGCAGCUUGUACAGUGCAGCUAACCUCGAAAAGGUGAAAAGGGAAAAGCGAUGGUCAGCACCAUUUAAUGUUAUUUAGAUUUCUAAGAAGUUUAAUCUUUUUUAGUUUUCUAAUUAGUAUUUAAGGCAUCUUAUUAAGAUUAAACCCUGAACGCUAAGCAUAAUUUUAAUCUUUAAAACGUAAAGAAGCCGCUAGAAAUACUAGAAAUAAGUGAAUAAACAUAUACAAACACACACGCGCACCUCUGCAGGAGAGUGAGAGGCCCCCUCCACCCUCAACACAAACCCCACGCAAAUUCGCCGACGGUAGUGUAGGUGAGGAAGUGUGUGUGAGUGUGUAUCCAGCCAGAAUCCGGCCAGUGUGUAAACAGGUACCAGGCCAGCCUCAUCACGACGUAUCCCCCAGGCAACGAGGUGUAUCAGCAACCGGCGCGGGCCCCUGCACGGAACCGCAACAGUGAGGGUAGCAGCAGCAGCCUCGGUGGCAGGAAGAUGCAUCCAUCGAAAAAGAUGAUCCCGGCCGAAUUGGAUGAUCAUGAGAAGGGCAAGCUGUUCGUCGGCGGGCUGUCCUGGGAGACGAGCCACGAGAACCUGCAGCGCUACUUUAGCCGGUAUGGCGAGGUGAUCGACUGCGUGGUGAUGAAGAACAACGAGACGGGCCGGUCGCGCGGGUUCGGCUUCGUGACGUUUGCCGAUCCGGAGAACGUGGAGCGGGCGCUCGAGAACGGGCCGCACACGCUGGACGGGCGCACGAUCGAUCCGAAGCCGUGCAAUCCGCGCUCGCAGCACAAGCCGAAGCGCACCGGCGGCUACCCGAAGGUGUUCCUCGGCGGGCUGCCGCCCAACAUCACCGAGACGGAUCUGCGCUCGUUCUUCUGCCGGUACGGCACCGUCAUGGAGGUGGUGAUCAUGUACGACCAGGAGAAGAAGAAGUCGCGCGGCUUCGGCUUCCUGUCGUUCGAGAACGAGAGCGCGGUCGAGCGUGCGACGACGGACCACUUCGUGCACAUCAGCGGCAAGCAGGUGGAGGUGAAGAAGGCGGAACCGCGCGACGGCAAUCAGAACAACAGCAACAGCAUGAACACCGACUCGUACCAGUGGGGCUCGCCGCAGGCACCCCCGAUGGGCAACGGGCAGAUGGGCGGACCGCCGAUCAACAUGCAGUCGAACAUGAUCCAGGGCUACCAGGGCUGGGGCACGUCCCAGCCGCAGCAGGGCUACGGCGGGUACGGGGCCGGUGCGGCCGGUGCCGCCAACGCGUACCAGAGCUGGGGAGCCCCGCCGCCACCGCAGCAGUGGGGCAACUACAAUGCCACGCCGCAGCAAACGCAGGGCUACGGUGGGUACGACAUGUACAACAACUCGGGCGCCGGUAGCGCCGGCGGGUACGGGUCCGGCAACUGGAACUCGUGGAACAUGCCGCCGAACACGGCCGGCUCGGCCGCUGGCUCGACCGCGGACAUGUACACGCGCCCUCAGUCCGGCCCGACCGCCGGUCCGGGCGCCUCGGCCGGACCGACGAGCGGUGGCCCGUCCAAGCCGGGCUCGGAGUACGGUGGCGGUUCGGCCGCGUACGGUGGUGGUGCGGCUGCUGCGGCGGCUGCCGCUGCCGCCGCUACCGCCGGCUACAACUACUACCAGAACGACCAGAACACGUACAACAACCGGCCGCGCUCGGUGUACGGUGCCGGCAGUGAUGCGACCUCCCAGCCGCCCUACCAGGCGUUCUAGAUGGGCGAGCGGAUUGACGCUUCCGACGUUGCUGCGGGCCGUUUGGCGGGCAUGGAACGCCCAUCGUUGGCAGCAGGAGGGUACGCGUUUGGUGGGCCCGUUAGCGGAGCAAGCGUCCAAGCGCCACUUCCAGCAGCAGCAGCAGCAACAGCAUCGGUGCUCAAUCGUGGUCAGCGUUUACUGUAAGGAGGAUCAAUAAGAAAAUAGAGAGCACACACACACGCACCCAUUUUUUGGCGUCCUAUAAAUUACACUAAUCGAAUGGAAAGGAACAAAAAGAAGAAAAAAAAAGAAAACAGAAAGCAUUAGAAAGCAUCAGCGCAGUGUAACAGCAACAACAAUAGAAUCAGCAUCAUGUGCAUACACAGCAACAUACAGAUAUAAAAAAUACCCUCUGUAAAUCGGUUUAGAAGAGUGAAGUGGAACGGGCCCACAGCGUCGAGCAAGGGGUCGGAAUUCCAUCAGGAUUUUAGCAGAAGUAAGCACCCAUACGCUAGAUAAGAGAGGAAAACUAAACAACAACAAAAAUAUGACGAUCAUGAUGAUGGUGGAACUUUCCGAUGAAUUGUUUCAUAAAACACUGUCCGCUUGGGAAACUCACUCAUACAUACAACAAGCUAAAAGUGUGGAGGGGGUGGACCGACAUCGUAUUCAUUCAAUUACAAGCAAGAGCAUGGAGUAUAUACAGCAGCAACAAACUCUAUACAUUAUAAAUAAUUAUAUAUACAUAUAACAAGAAGAGGAAGAAAACAAAAGGUAAAAUCAUAUAAACAAAAUGAGGGAUUCUAAUAAGGUGAGCAACAACAAAAAAGAAAAAGAAAAGAAAACACGGAAAAACAAAAAAGGAUGCUUAGCAAAGAUUAUAAAAAAAAAACAAGUAACUCUAGUAACUACUAUUAUAAACAACAAGAACAACCACAUCCAUAUUGCAUAUAAAUGUUCGCAAACACAAAACACACACCCACACACAAAACACACUACAAUCCUCCCCAUAAAAAAAAAAAUGCUGGUGAAGAAAUAAGAAGAGCAAAAAAUACAACACAAAUGGAGUAAAAGAUAGAUAGAGCGAUGACGGUGGUAUGCGUAGGAAAGCGAAGCUAAUUAGAAGGAGAAGAUAAUAAUACUAACUAAUUACAUUUACUUUGCGCGACUUUAGAAUGAGGAAGCAAACAAAACACACAAAUUCAUGAUAAGUAGUUUACGAUAGAAACAAAAGCAAGAGAAAGAGAGAGAGAGAUAUAUAAAGCUGGAAGCUGGAAAACAUGUAAAAGAUGCAAGUAUAGGAACGUAGCGCUGUAACAACCACGGUUAAUAUUUGGAGGGGUAAUAUGCUAGAGUUUGAAGAAAACCGGUGGCGUUCGGGGGAUGAGAAGUACUGAAAACUACAAAUUUUCCUUUGAAUGCAGAACCCACACACACACACACACACUUGUACACAGAGAGAUUGGAUUUAGUGUGAGGAAAGAGAGCGAGAGAGAGAGAUGGUUGGAUUUGUUGUUGCAUUGCAAACAUUGUUUCCUGUUCUGGUGGAAAUAGUAACGGAUUGUAUUAAAUUAACAACUAGUUUUUCACACUUCUUUUUUAAGCAGAUAAAUGGGUGGAAACUCGGACAUUACACACACCUACCACACACCCACCUUAUACCUACCUUUCGAGUUUUGUUUAUACACCUCAUUUACAUACAUAAACACACGCGCGCUCGCGAAUAAUUAACUGUUGCCGGCAAUAUCGGGGAGGAGGGAGAGGGUGUGUAAAAGUAAGUUAGCCUCUGUGUGUUGUUUUAAAGUAUAAUAUUCGUAUAGUAACUUUCGAAAUAGAAAACAGACGAAACGCGUCAAUCUUUGUAAUUGGGUGUGAAAUUGUUAUUGAAUUGGAUUGUGGGAAGAGAUUGCUUCUGUUUUUUUUUAAAUAUAACACACAACAAGAAACAAAAGAAAAACAUAAACGUGCAACACUGAACACAUAAUACCGGCAAUUAAUAUAUAGCGAGGCAGAGAGACAGACAGACAGAGAGAAAGUGGUGAAAGUGUCGUUUGUGUUGGUCGAUGUGUAGGAAAACAUAGUAAAGCUGUUUCUCUUUUUUUUUUUUUGAAAAUUAUCUCUGCGUGUAUGUGCGUGUUCUGUUGUGUGUCCCACAUGUAAAGAGUUUUUUUUUUUAAGUAACAAACUAGAAACAUACAUACUAAUUUGAAGACAAAGUUAAAGAGACAAACACCACCGCAGACGAAAGGAGGAUUGUUUGGUUUUGUUUUCAAUUAUCUUUCCCUCCAACACACACACACACACACACACACACACACACCGUUGUACGUGAACUGUUUGCAGCCUGUUUUCUUUCCAUUCGUUUAAUUUUUUUUAUAUGAUAAAUAUUAUUUUUUCGAUUUUGUUUUAUAGAACACCAUUUAUUUUAAUAAUCGAUCUAUGAAUAAUGCUAGCUUGUUCUGUUCUUUUUUUAAUUGUAUCCUAAACAUACACACACACACAUUCACACGUACUGUAGUAGUGCCCUCUAGUAGUCACACUCUAGUGUCUGGCCAGAGCUUCCACAAAGACACGAACAACGGUCAAAAUGGUCCUUUUUGGCACAACUUUUCCUUUCCCCCUUCUGGAGUUGAUUUUUUUGUUUUAAUUUGAUUUGUAUACACGGGCUUAUGUAUGCUAAGUUCGCUUUUAUCCCUAUUAUACCGUCAUUUUAUGGGUAGCACCACAAGAGAUAUGUUAAACGAGAGAGAGACACGAGCAGAGCCAGUUUAAAACUGUGGGUAGAUAUAUUUCUGCUCAGGCAUGUAUGGUGGCAACACCAGGGGAAGAACGAUAGGAUUCACGCACGCAAGAAUUCAAUUGUGAAAACUUUAUCAUUUUAAAAUAAUGCGUAAAUAUGCGGCGGUUCAGCUUCUCGUCUCGUUUGUGAAGGAUAUUCUUUUUCCGAGUGCGCUAGUGUACUUAAAAGUGAGUACGAGUACACUAGCACACGCUUUAGAGUACACUAGUGAGUAAAAGCUAGAACAAGACAAGGCUAACAAUGGCACUCUCCCUGCCACAAUACCAGCAAUGGCUGCGGAUGAAGCAUGGCUGUUAGUUAAGAAUCAUUGUGCAGGUCAUACAAAAAGAGAAUGAUAUGUAAUGGCAAUUAGCAAUUAAUUUCGUGCGCGCCAAUAUUAUGCUAGGAGAAGAAAGCACUUACACACACACACACACACACACAAACCACUAUUUUUAGCGGUGGGAAAAGACGGUGAUUGUUUUAAACAAAAGGAUAGUAGUAACAACACUUGAUUUAUCACGCCUUGAUCAUCGAGAAAGGCAUACAUAAGGAUAUAUUAGUAUUUGCUUUCCUUUUCUUUUAAUGUGGAAUUCUAUUAUUGUACAUUUUAGAGCGCAUCAUACCUACCUACUACACCCUGUACCCUGUAUUGUGUCAAAAAAAAACUGCUCGCGGACGAUUAAUAUUAAAAUGCAAAAUGUGUGCCCCGUGAGGGAGGGCAGGAUUGUUCUCACGCACGCGCGGCUUUUUAAUGAUUGUAACAAAAAACAACCGAUUUGUGCUUUUAUUUCGUUUUCCUCAUUCCUUUUUCGUGUUUUUUCUUCUUCUAUCUCUGUAACAGCUUUUAUUUAACAUUAUUUUUCAUUUAACUCCCUCUGUGUCUGUUCCUUUGUUUGCUUUUUUAAUCCAUAAUAGUUUUCCACGGAGUUUUCGAAUAAGUGAAGUGGAAAAACUAGAAUAUUUUUCUUUUUUUUGUUUUAAAGAACGCAGCAGGCGGGCUUUCUAAUAGUAGGAGCAUACCACUACACGUAAGGUACAUAGAUUAUGCGCGCACGCACGCUCGUGUGUAUCGCGUCUUAAGAACAAGAACUGAUAUUGUGUAACUUUUUAGCGAGGAAGGAAAAAAAACAAAACAAACUAAAUCAUACUAAUAUCGAACUGGGCGAAUACCGGUGUGUGUGUGUAUGUGUGUGCUUGUGCGUGUGUUAGCAGAUCAAACAACACCCGCAAGGGCACAGGGCUUCUCGCGCACGUGUUUGCACAUUGCGCAAAACAUUGUUUGUGGUGCGCGUUUUUAAGCGUAUGCGUAUGCGUGUGUCCUAUGUUUCCUAGGAAACGAAAAGGAUAACUGCCUUUGCGGACGGGGGGUUGUUGUUAUGGUUGUUGUUGGUUAAGCCCAAGUUUAAGUAAUUGUUAUAAUGAAGCAUAUAAGGAACCAGAAAUGAAACAGAAAUAGUUUAUUUUCUCUCUCUCUCUCUCUGUAUUAUGAGGUGCCCCUUCUUUUUUGUUUUAACAAAUUAGUGCAACAAAAACCUAGAAAUCAAACUAAAAUAGUGGAUAAACCAACCAAGUUCUCCAACAGCUAAGGUUAGAGGCGUGUUGUGUGUUUGAUGAAUGCAUGAACGGGAAUGUUUGAAUGAGCAAGGCAGAAAGAUAGCGUGCGUGUGCGCGUGUGUGUGUUUGUGUGUGUGUGGGUUAAGAAUUCUGUUCUAAAACAAAAACUACUAGAGUGUAACACAGAAAAUUGUUUAAGAAAAAAAAGGGAAGAAAAACUCAACCACCAAGCAACAACGGAUUAAAGCUCGGGAGAAGAGGUGCGAGAUUUUGUAGGUUAGGUGUAAAGCAAGUUUGCAGAAGGCAUGCAAGUAACAACAAUAAGCUAAAAAAGAACAUCAGUUAAGAUACCGCCGGAAGCCCUGUUUUAGUAGUGUUUUGAUUGAUUUUUUGUUUCUGCAUAAGAACUGGUAAAGAACUAGGUUUAAAAAAGAAGCGUCAGAUAACUUAAACAAUAGUGAAUAGACUUCGUUAGUAGAGACAGAUAGUAGACACACACACAUAUACACACAUACACACACAGCGAAGUAGUGACGCGCGUUCAACGUCUAAGAGAGAAGAAAAGCGUGAAUUUUCCUAUUGUUUUCCCACGGAAACAAAACGAAUGGUAUCGAAUACCCGUUAGUUUUUGUUUGCUUCCUUUUUAACAACACACACACCCGCCGACGGUGCGUGAUAUUAGUGUUGAGAUGUUAAUUAUGUUUCUUUUUUUGUCUGUGUGUGUAGAGUCACUUCCAUGUUUUGAUGUAUUUUAAAAGUAAUGCUACUAUGCUAUGACUAUUACUUACUACUAGUACUACUACUACUACUACUACUAACUACCACGUACGUAUGUUCUCCUCUUGGCUGGCCUGCGUUAGCGAACAGCAAAGUAAGAUAGUUUAGAAGUUUAUACCCACAGUUGUUCCCCGUUCCCUACUCCUCCCCAUCCAUUCAUGUUACAUAUUUCCUAUUCCGACCCUAAGUGGCCCUUUUCUCCCCACCGCCCGUUCGGAAUGCGACUGGCUACGUUAAUUUGGAACACAUCGUCCGGUUGAUCCUGCUUCCUUCCGUUUUGUUUUAAGAAGGAUGUACCGUUUGUUCAUUCUUUUCGUUCGUUUGUUUGUUUGUAGUGCUUUCUUAAGGUAAUGUGUUUAGUAGGCAAGUGUUAGGCAACUGAACUGAGCUAAGGAAAAGUGAGGAAAAAUACAAAAAAACAACAGCUACCACCACCCCAGGAGGGCAAAAGCGUGUGUGCGUCGUGUGUGUGUGUGUGCUACCCCCCCUCCCCCCUCCUCCCACUAGAAGAAGAUCCUAUGAGGAAAACAAAAGUGGCGAACGGUAGCGAGCGAGUGAGAAAUUUGCGUUUAAUUUUAUGUAUGUUCCGCUUUAUGAUUAAUUUCUUUAUGCGUUUUUUUUCUUUAAACUUCACUAUCUUCUUCUGUGUAAUUUGCUAUCUUCUCUUCAUUUUUUUGUCGGAUAUUUGCAUAAAUAUAUAUACACUACCAUUAUAAUAGAAGCAUACGACCGUAUCGUUUUGCUCACUUUUUGCUGUAUAUCAUUUUGUUUGUUUUUUGUUUAAUCAUCCCAUAAGAGCGGUACGAAAAGAUAAAAAAACCUUUGUCACAUACAAAAACACACCACUCAUGCAAGAUCGAAUGUGAUGUUCAUUUAAACUUUCCUCCCAUUUUUCCCCCCUUUUCCGUGUUAGUUAAGCGAUGCGUGUCUGUGACCUGCAGGUUGUGGUUGCGCCACACCGUGCGCUUCUUUCCACCGGGUCCGAUGCGAUAGGACGCAGUAGGACACAGGUGAUUUUAGCAAAACAAUAAUAAUGUAACGCGCCGUGUUUUUUAGUGUAUCUGGUGUGUACACGAAACAAUUGCAACAUAACUGCGGCUGGAUAUGAUCCCUGUACACGCCGCCCGUCGAUUUAGGUUUGUUGUAUUGCGGGGGUUAACGCUCUAUCGUUUAAAGGCAAGUUUUUUUUAACAAAAAACAGAAACAAAUCGUACCUAUCGCUUAGCAUAAUAAUAACUGCCAAAUAGAACGUAAAGGAAAGGUAAACAAAAAACAAAAAAACACCGCGAUAUAGAUGAGAAGAAAUUAAGCAAGCUACUAAUAGAUUGUGUAUGAUAAGGAAAAAAAA